AAGAGGCGACAAAGCCGGUUAGCAAAACAGAAAACAACCGGCCUUGGUUCUCCUGAGGCACGAACAAAUACAGCUAUUUUAUAGCAGAAAGCAAACCACGUUGGGAAGGCCGGUGAGUGUGGGUCCUGUUAGCGUGUCGCGCUAACCGAACCCAUACUAGCACAGCAGGCUUCGGCCUAGCCGGGACACACACACCGGUAACAUCUGUGCCAUAUUUUAGGAUUUAAAUUUAUCUAGAUUUAAAAUAAAUGAAUAAAAAAUACGGCACAGCUCAGCUUCCUGACAGUAAUACUCUUUUCUUCUUUUUUAAGCAGGCUAACAGCGAUAGCCGCAGCCAAGCUAGCAAGCCGCUGCUGACAAACCCGCACAGAAGGAUCAGAAAGGAACAGUGAGGGGAAACUGCUCACCAUGUUGGAGUCUGCGGGGGAAAGGACCUCCAAGCUUCCGGUAAUGCGUGAUAAGCCCUGCUACGGCACACUGCGAGGGACACACCUAGUGAAAGUCGCUGGGUUUUUGUUUUUGGACUACUGCAAACCUACCAGUACCUUGGGUGUUCUGCCAGUCCCUGCGCCUAUACCUGCUCCCAGGAGUACACUGGACAGGCUCAAACAUCAGCCACAUUCACCAGAGCCUGCUGUGUGCCUUGCACACCCACAGUUAGAAGCGUCUCCACCAGAUGCCUCCGUGCCGUCUGGUCUUUUUCUACCAGAGGUCGUCCAUUGUGUGAUCCUGUUCUGUCUCCGCCAGAGGUUGCCUGCCUACACCUGUCUUCGUACAGCUGUCUGGUCGUGCUCCAACCCCAGCCAGAGGUCUGUGCUCUGCCUGAGCCAGCACCUGCCAAGCCACAUCCAGCCACGCCUGCCACACCUGGUCUGGCACUGCCGGCAUCGCCAGCGCCUGCCACACCUGCCACACCUGGUCUGGCACUGCCGGCAUCGCCAGCGCCUGCCACACCUGCCACCCCUGGUCUGGCACUGCCGGCAUCGCCAGCGCCUGCCACACCUGCCACCCCUGGUCUGGCACUGCCGGCAUCGCCAGCGCCUGCCACACCUGCCACCCCUGGUCUGGCACUGCCACAACCUGCCAACCCUCCCCUGCCCGGUCAGGCAAUGCCAGCGUUCCAAACCUGCCACACCUGGUCUGGAACUGCUCCUGCUUUGUUUGCUGGACUCACUGCUCCUAGUUUUUGUUUUUGCACUCUGUAAUCUCAAACUGACUCUGAGAACAUGGUUUAUCUGGUCAUAACAAUUUGAUCAUUUUACCCCAGCAGUGAAGUCACUUCAUUGACUCCCAUUUCAACACAGAACUCCUCUGACUAUAACCCAGUCAGUCCUCUUAGCUCAUCAGGUGCAGAUCCGUGAACUCUUCACAGAAGAUCUAAGUCUACUGAAGAUGCUUUCAGCAGCUGUGGGCUGUGUCUACACUGAAAAACAGAUGAAACCUUUUUCAUUUUCACAAGCUUAAAUUAAUAACCCUGCGUGUCGGCGUUAGCCUGUCUUUUACUUCUUUGUAAAGUUUUGUUUUAUUGAUUUUGUUGUCUCGUGAUGUGCAUAGUUCUGUAAAAAAAAGAACAUUUUUUUUUCAAGUUUACGUGCAGUGAAAUGUGUUAUAAAAACAAAACUGACCAGUCUGAUAAUGAUGUUGGUAUCUCCAGUUUUUCAAACCUAAAACAAAGAAAACUGUAUUAAACUAAGCACAGGAGUCAUUAUUGCUCAUAGACAUCAAGUCAG
Messenger RNA from Oreochromis niloticus (Nile tilapia), 1730 nucleotides. RefSeq names its product nascent polypeptide-associated complex subunit alpha, muscle-specific form. NCBI's taxonomy places the organism in Eukaryota, Metazoa, Chordata, Actinopteri, Cichliformes, Cichlidae. The record is from RefSeq and is a predicted model, not a curated record. The transcript has 3 exons. Bases 409 to 1245 code for a protein of 278 amino acids.